Molecule: messenger RNA, 7219 nt
Organism: Elgaria multicarinata webbii
Lineage: Eukaryota; Metazoa; Chordata; Lepidosauria; Squamata; Anguidae
Gene: CPSF6
Product: cleavage and polyadenylation specific factor 6
Exons: 11
Coding region: 50-1801 (583 amino acids)
Biological process (GO): mRNA alternative polyadenylation
Cellular component (GO): mRNA cleavage and polyadenylation specificity factor complex
Molecular function (GO): mRNA binding
Source: RefSeq, a predicted model, not a curated record
GUAGUGCCGGGCGGGGCUGGCGGAGGAGGAGGAGGAGGAGGCGCGGAAUAUGGCGGACGGCGUGGACCACAUAGAUAUCUACGCCGAUGUGGGAGAGGAAUUUAAUCAGGAAGCUGAAUAUGGUGGGCAUGAUCAAAUAGAUCUGUAUGACGACGUCAUUUCUCCAUCUGCCAAUAACGGCGAUGCUCCAGAGGAUCGUGAUUAUAUGGACUCACUUCCACCAUCUGUUGGAGAUGAUGUAGGCAAAGGAUCAGCACCAAAUGUUGUCUACACAUAUACAGGAAAGAGAAUUGCAUUAUAUAUUGGGAAUCUUACUUGGUGGACCACAGAUGAAGAUUUAACUGAAGCAGUUCAUUCACUUGGUGUAAAUGAUAUUUUGGAGAUAAAAUUUUUUGAAAAUCGUGCUAAUGGCCAGUCUAAGGGGUUUGCUCUUGUAGGUGUGGGAUCUGAAGCAUCUUCCAAAAAACUGAUGGAUCUUUUACCUAAAAGAGAAUUACAUGGUCAAAAUCCCGUUGUAACUCCAUGUAAUAAGCAGUUUCUGAGUCAAUUUGAAAUGCAGUCAAGAAAAACUACACAGUCAGGCCAGAUGUCUGGUGAAGGAAAAGCUGGUCCUCCAGGAGGAGGUUCACGGGCAACAUUUCCACCAAGUAACAGAGGGAGGGGUCGUUUUCCAGGUGCCCUUCCUGGAGGGGACAGAUUUCCUGGACCAGCUGGACCAGGAGGACCCCCACCACCUUUUCCAGCUGGACAGACUCCUCCACGUCCACCUUUAGGUCCUCCUGGCCCACCAGGCCCGCCAGGUCCUCCUCCACCUGGCCAGGUUCUACCUCCUCCAUUAACUGGUCCUCCUAAUCGUGGUGACCGCCCUCCUCCUCCAGUUUUGUUUCCAGGACAGCCCUUUGGUCAACCUCCACUGGGUCCACUUCCCCCUGGUCCACCACCUCCAGUUCCAGGCUACGGUCCUCCACCAGGACCUCCACCCCCACAGCAAGGUCCUCCUCCGCCUCCAGGCCCUUUUCCCCCUCGCCCCCCUGGUCCAUUAGGGCCACCCCUGACACUGGCUCCUCCUCCUCACUUACCUGGGCCACCACCAGGUGCUCCCCCACCAGCCCCACACGUGAAUCCAGCUUUCUUCCCCCCACCAGCCAACAGUGGUAUACCUACAUCAGACAGCCGUGGUCCGCCACCUUCAGACCCAUAUGGCCGACCUCCUCCAUAUGACAGAGGUGAUUAUGGGCCACCAGGCAGGCGUUUCACUGGAAAUAACAUGUCCAUAAGAGAACAAUUACAUAUGCCAUUGUAUUGGAGACAAACGAAAAAUAAUACUCAAAACGCAGGGAGAGAAAUAGAUGCUGCAAGGACGCCUUUAAGUGAAGCGGAGUUUGAAGAAAUCAUGAAUAGAAAUAGGGCUAUCUCUAGCAGUGCCAUUUCAAGAGCUGUAUCAGAUGCAAGUGCUGCGGAGUAUGGAAGUGCUAUAGAAACCUUGGUGACUGCAAUUUCAUUAAUUAAACAGUCCAAAGUAUCUGCUGAUGAUCGUUGCAAAGUACUUAUUAGUUCUCUGCAAGAUUGCCUCCACGGAAUUGAGUCAAAGUCUUAUGGUUCUGGGUCAAGAAGACGUGAGCGAUCAAGGGAGAGAGACCACAGCAGAUCAAGAGAGAAAAGCCGGCGUCACAAAUCUCGUAGCAGAGAUCGCCAUGACGAUUAUUACCGGGAAAGAAGCCGUGAACGCGAGAGACAUCGUGACCGUGAUAGAGAUCGUGACAGAGAACGUGAUAGAGAACGAGAGUAUCGCCAUCGUUAAGAGCUGAAGGAAGAGGAACGCCUCACCAGACAAGAAACUUAACUUCGUGGAAAGAGGCUUGUCCAGCAGUUUGCUUCUUGUGAUCGAACAGAGCCUGUAAAGAUUCAUGGAUAAAAUGAACAGGAAUAGAUCUGAAUAAGGCAAAUCUGCAUACAUGGUAACCAGUAGCUCUCUUACCUUUUUAUGUUGCUUAGCUGUUUUAUUUGAAGGAACUUGUGUGAUUUAAAACGUAUAGCUUUUUGCAACUUUAUUACUGGUUAUAUACAUUUGACAAUUAAAAUGUGCAAGCAAUUGGAAAAAGUCAAGUAAAUGCUUGUUUUUAUAGUAGUUGGUUCUUGUUUAAAUGUUACAAUGAUGAUGUCUGUAAAGAGCACCAAUUUGAUUACAAUAGAUGUAGUGUUGUAAUAAACUGUUUAAUGGGGCUGAUGUGUAAAGCUGUUCAAGUUAUUUGAUGUUUACACCUCAGGGAGCGUCUUGUGUUGAGCAAUAUUUAAUGGUGUUAAAAAUGUCUCUUAACAAACCAUUGCUUUUCUUUUUUUUUUUGCAUAUGCAUCAACUUGUUUGUAUUUGGUGAAUGAAUAGCAAUUGUGUCCAACACUUAAUGUUGAUACUAGAAUAGUGGUUACUAUAGAAAUUUGUAGCCUAUUUUUUGCAUAGAUGGCUUGUGAAUUUGCUGAUAAGGGUGGAAGACUGUAAAACAAACCAUGUAGAUUAACAUUCUGUGAUCCAAAUAGACUAAACUUCUUUUUGAGAAGAUGAAAUCUGAAAAUGAAUUCUAGUGUACUGAAGCCUAUCUAUGGCAAUAUGCAACACUAAUGGUAUACUUUAUUAAAACAUACAAUUGGAAAAAACAAUUGGCCACUUUCAAAUGCUGCUGCAGUGAUUUACAUUUUUGUAGUGCUUACGUUAUGUCCUGCCUCCAGAAUCCUAGGCAGUUUGUACAUAGAUAUGUGUCAGUUAAAAGUGACUGGAAAAAAAAUCUCCCCCGGCUUUUUAAAAAAAGGAUCAAUACAUCAAAUAGGCCUUUUAAGCAACAGAAUUGACUCAUGUGUAAUGAGAGGAAGCACAUACACACCCCUUGUGUAACUAAUGCAGUAAUUUGUCUUAACAAAUAGAUGGAGAUUUAAUGCGCUCCACAAACUAAAGAGAGUAGAUUUUACACAUAAAUUGGAUAAAUGUUGCUUGCUUCAUAGACAACUUUACAUUUUUCCAAAUUUUACUAAUGCCUGCCUAGUUUCUAUUUAUUUUAAGACUAUUGUGGUUUUAAAAGUUUGCUCAAACAAUUCCCUAGAUUUUGUAGGAAUUGACCCUUGAAUUAAUGGUAAAAUCUUAUAUACUGUAUAUAUGAAGCAUUAUGACUUGUAAUAUCACUUGGGAUAAAAAUUUAGUAUGACAUGAAAUUAAGCGAAGUUCACUUUACACAUGUUACAGUAUCGAACAUGAGCUUGCCACUGGCAGGGAAAGAUUACCAAUUCUGCUUCCUAGUCAGUGUACUUGUAUAAUAAUGUGUUUACAAAAUAUGGUUGUUGCAUCCACACUUCUUUAAGUGUACAUAUAAAACUUAAGUGUAUAACUAAAAUGCAUAAUACAUCAAGAAGUUCUUGUGCAGCAAUCUGUGCACAGUUACCUUGGAAUUAAUUUCCUUUGAACUUUAUGGGGUUACUUCAGAGUAGACAUGUGUAGGUUUGGGCUAUUAGUAUAGCCCUAUUCGGGUGUUCUAAACCUGAAUAGGGAAAACACACAAGGGGAGAGAUAAUCAGUAUUCUGGAUCAUUUGGAGAGCUUCCACAGAUAGAGGUGGCAUCAGACUGUUGCCCUCCAUGAGCACAAGGUGACAAAAAAUGACAGAGGUGGGGCUGGAGCACUUCCUUCCCCUUACAUGUUUACCCUAUUCAGGUUUAGAGAGCCUGAAAAGGGCUUUCAUGUUUUGCUAAACAUGGAAGCACUCAAGUUAUUGGCUUGGGUCCAAGCAUAGUCAAGCUUAGAGUAGGUCCAGUGAAAUCAGUGGGACAUAAUUUAAUCAUACCUAACUUAAGUCCCAUUGAUUUCAAUUGAUCUACUCUAAGCAUGGCUAAGUCUGGAGCCAACACAUUUUCUCAGAAGGCUGUAGCGAGUACGACUAAAGAUGUAUAUAGUUGAAAGAAUCAACUUGUUACUUUUGAUCAAUAUAUCUUGAAUUGUGUGUAACUGAAGUUGUAUGGGUGUUUUAACAAACUAUUUGUGGUGAAUGUUAACGACUAAUAUAAAAGGUGCCUCUUUAAUUUUUGUACACUGAAAGUUCUCUCAUGACAUUCCUGCUUUGUUAAUAGGUUUUGCUGAUCUACCAUAUUACUUAUAUGAACUUUUUGACUUCCUUUGAGAAUAUUAUUUUGGGUUGUUUUAUACAAUUGGUUAUACAAGAAUGACAAUUUCAAAAUUCACUUUAGCCUCUGACUUUAUAUAAUGAAUGUGAGGUUCAGAUGUCAAAGUGAACUGAAACAAAAUAUCAGGAAUUUCUGGUUCAUAUGAAUUUUUCACCCUGGAAUAAGUCAUAAUACGAGCAUUGUUAGAGGAGUGCAGUGUUUCCAACGGGAAAACAAUUUGUUAAUGUCUCAAAAUAAUCAGGAAAUGAGAGAAAAGUAAUACUACUUUUAAUUAGCUGGGAUAUGGAUUAAAUUGUUUGGAAAUAACAAAAGUUGAAGGAACAAAGGUAAGUUAGAUGUACAUAUGGAUAAAAGUUUUUAUUUCAAUAAUUCAAAUAUUCAGUAACCAAAACAAAAAUAAUUUUAAACCAUAAUUUAGCUUUCUGUAACUUAACAUUUUAUCACUGAACAAUGGAUAUAUUAUUGUGUAUAAAUUGUCUUACAUUACUCCUCAAGAUUUCCAUUGCUGGCAAUGGUUCUGUCAAAAAUCAAAAUGCAAAUGAUUUUUGAUAACUUUUUGAUAUGUGCAGACUGACAAUUUUUAACUUGUGGGGUACUAACUAGUCUGAAUAAUUGUCUUAAAACAUUUAUUUUCUCAAAUGAGAACGUUUUCCAUUUUUUCAAUAUGAUUUUUUUAAAAGUCCAAAGAUAUUUAGACAAAGAAAUUCCACAUGUGUUAAGCUCUAGAAAGAAAUCUGUAUAUUAUCUCCAGAUGAGUAAAUAUAGCAAGCUUGCUCGGGAGAUAUUGUGUACACCCACCAGAUAGUAAAUUAAAAUCUGGAUAGUGUCUUGUCUGCUACUGAAGUGGGCUUAGGUGAGUGUAUGUAAUCUGCUUCUGUUAGUGAAAUGUAAAUAACCUGCAAGAAGUUACUUUAUAUUCUGUAUAUACACUUUCAUAGAUAAAAUUGAAAUCAUUUUAUGGCUCCCCCCCCAAAAAAAAUUAAUAGUUACUUGAUUAGUGCUCUGAUCCUGGAUAUUUGUGCUGACUGCAGUGCCACUAUACCAUAAGUUUGUAUUGUUGUGUGCAGUUGUAAACGUUGUUACUUCUGAUAUACUAACCAGAGAUUAAGCUGGUGCAGCAAAUCUGAACACCUUUUAUUAGGUAGGUUUUCUUCCAUUGUACUGAGCUGUUAAUAAUAGCUGGAGAGCUUCUGGAAAAAAUAUUUUUAGACAAAGCAGUUUUAAAUCAAGUACUGAAAAAAAAUAUGUACUGCCUUUUGUUCUCAUUUUCAUUUUCUAAAUGUUGCACUAAUUCAUAUCAGAUGUAAGACCAGAUAGCCAGCCUUCUAGCAAAUGUUGCAGUGGGCAUAUGAUGCAUGCUAUUUAUGUUUAGUCUUCUGAGCAAUGUUGAGAGUGAACAUCCUGGUUAGUUUGAGUGUAUUUGUUAAGAAUACUUUUGAUCAUUGUCGGUUUGUGUUUAGUUGCAUACUUGAGUCUUGUUUUCCCCAUCAAUAUGAACUACAGAUUUUUAAUGUGUGUAUUGCCGCUAGUUUUAAAACUCCCUUGUAACUAUUGGGCAAUGUUUCAUUUCUCACUCAUGUACAGUUUGAGCAUACUUCCCAAGUUUUAUAUUUAGGAUUUUGCUAUAACAUUGUUUACUUGUUUGGUGUAGAAUGAUGUGAAGAACAUACAGCCUUAAAAUGCAGCUUUUAAUGUUAUGGCAUUAAAUAUCCUUUGUAAAAUGUACACCACUAAUAUUUCAACUGUUUUUCAAAUCAUUUUUUUAAAAAUUGAGAAAGAAUUUAGAAGAAAAAAAUGUUGUUCUUUGAAAAUAAGAACCAUCAUGUGAUUUUGAAGCAGCAGCAGCAAGGAUUGAUUUAACAUUUAUAUAGCUAAUUUAGGAGCAAGAUAUUUUAAAAAGCAUGUUAGGAGUACUUUAUAUAUUGAACUUUGAUGCUCCCUACAGUGUGUGUGUGUGUAGAUGUGAGAAUUCAUGUACAUGUGUUCAUUUCCCAUCUCAUCUAAGUUUCCCAUCUGCUUUCUCUUUACAGUUGUAAAUUCUUAGUUUAAAUUUUUAAAAUGCCAUUGUGUUCAUAUUAACAAAUCCCAUUUGUAUUUUUUAAAUGGCUGAGUAGUAGUUUCAUGAACCAAAAUAGCUUAAUCCAGUUGAAAGCCUGAACAGUAGAACCAUCAUCACACAUUUUCAAUGGGUUUGAUCCUGAGAAGAUGAAGCAGAAUUCCCCUCAAGUAACAAACCUUCCCUGGCAUUUUCCUCCCACUGUAGUAUCCUGUGCCCUCCCCAGAAGCCUCUUCUGAAGGUUGAUGGACCUUCAAACUGUAUGGGAGAGGGCACAGGGGGGCUGCAGCAGGAUGAGGAAACCGGGCUGCCUUAUGUGCACUGAAGUGUUUUUCUGCUUGUGUAAGACCUGUUUCCAAACCCUUGUCUUUAAGGUCUAGAUCAGGGGCUGGUGAUUUGUAGUUCUCAGACAUUUUGGCCUACAACUCCCAUCAGCCCUAGUCAACAUAGCCAAUGGUCAGGGAAGAUUGGAGUUGUAGUCCAAAAUGUCUGGAAGCCACAAGUUUCCCACCCCAUGUCUAGAUAUAUUCUGUUGAUCCAGGUUCUCUUAGCUAGAAAUGUGGGUCCAAAGGUGCAUUCUGCAUCCAGUUUCCCCCCCUACUUAAAUAGAUGAUGACCCAGCAGUGCUAGCGUUUUGUUCAGUUCUGGACCUAUGUUAUGUCUUAGAAUCAAAUAAUCUUAUAUCAAACAUUGACAGGUGGAAGAUUUCUCAGUUUUCUCACAUCAAAUUUGAGUCUUUUUUCCCCAUUCUAGUAAUUGAAGAUCAUGUUAAUCAUAAUUAUCCAGACCUUUAGCUGAAAUAGCGACCUAAGACCACAGAGAGUAGCAAGCUGUACACAAGGGGUUAGGGACCCUUUUCCUAUGAAGGAUUGUUGACUCUCAGGGAAAUUUGGUUGUGCACGUGCGUGGGGUGGGGCCGGGUGCAUCCACUGUUGGGCAGAGCCACAGCCAAAAGAGUUCGUAACAUUGGUGCCAUCCCUUCUCUGUUAUUCCCCGCUCC